CAGUUCUCAACACUCACUGUGAGAAUUGUGGAACUAAAAAUAACCUUUAAAUACUUCAAUAUUGUUUAGUUUAAAAACAAAACAAGUAAACAUUAAUAAAUAAUUUGGAUCGCUUUGAUUAUAGCAGCUAGAAUACUUCGAGUAAGCCAGUAGGCAUUGACGGGUAUUAGCAGCUGGCAAGAGAGGGCGGCCUCUCCCAAAUAUUAAACAAAUUUUCAUUGAACUUAAUUGUUUUAAACGAGCAAAAAUAUUAAAUAAAACAACAUAACCAACUAUAGAGAUGGAUAUCAAGUCGUUCCUCUUUGAAUAUUGCUCCAAAAAUCAUACGGAGCCAAAGUUUGAGGUGCGGCCAACUGGACCUAAGCAUCGACAGCGUUUUCUAUGUGAAGUGCGGGUGGAGAAGUGCUCUUAUGUUGCCGUGGGCAAUUCCACCAAUAAGAAGGAUGCCGAAAAGAAUGCUUCACGUGAUUUUGUGAAUUAUUUGGUCCGCAUGGGAAAAUUAAAUGCCGAAGAUGUGCCUGCUGAGCCUGGUGCAUCAGCGUCAUCAUCCAAUGAAUCACCAGCAAUGCACCGAGGAGGUAAUAGUGGUGGCGGUGGUGGUGGUUUUGGUGGUGGUGGAGGCAAUGCUAAUCGUUUCUUCGGCGGUCAGUCUGGGCCCCAGGAUCUGGGUGAGGCAUAUCGUCCAUUAAAUCAUCAGAGCAGUAGUAGCAUGAGUAGCAUGAGCGAUCGCUUCAACAUCAUUGAUCAUAUCCAAGAGCAAAAGGAUAUGAAUGAAGCAGAAUCGAUUGAUGUGAAUGCAGCCAUGCAUGGCAAUUGGACCAUUGAGAAUGCCAAAGAUCGCUUGAAUAUCUAUAAACAAGCCAAUAAUAUACGCGAUGAUUAUAAAUAUACACCGGUGGGUCCGGAUCAUGCUAGGAGCUUCAUGGCUGAGCUAUCUAUAUUUGUGCCAGCGCUUAAGCGUAAAGUGACAGCUAGGAAUACGGGCUCGAAUAAGAAAUCGGCCAGUAAGUCGUGUGCAUUAUCUCUGGUGCGCCAGCUCUUCCAUUUGAAGGUAAUUGAGGCCUAUAGUGGCACCCUAAAGAAGAAGAAGGACGAGGAACUAAAGCCGUAUCCAGUGAAAUUGGCUCCAGAGUUGAUUGAAAGAAUUGAUGAUGUUAUCAAACAAUUAGAUUUGCCGGUGGUUAAUCCACGUAAUAUCAAAAUGGAACCAAAUGGUACUCCAUUACCAUUAAUCGUGAAUAACAGUCGCGUGGAUACAUCCGAACCGUCGGCUGAACGUCAGGAGGUUUCAGUUAUUCCCUGGGCUCCACCUAAACCCAACUGGAAUGCCUGGCAUGCGUGUAACAUUGAUGAAGGCGAAUUGGCUACGGCCACCAUUGAUGACCUCUCGAUGAAAUUUGAACGUCAAUUGCUAGAACGACGAAAGUCUAACGCGGAAUAUCGCACGUUCUUGGAGUUUCGCGAUAAACUGCCAAUUACCGCCAUGCGUGCCGAUAUUAUGCAUGCCAUCAAUGAGAAUCCUGUGGUCAUUAUACGCGGCAAUACGGGUUGCGGCAAGACCACUCAAAUUGCCCAAUAUAUACUCGAUGAUUACAUUAGAUCUGGACAGGGUGCCUACGCCAAUAUCUAUGUAACUCAGCCACGUCGAAUUUCAGCCAUCUCGGUGGCCGAGCGUGUGGCUCGUGAACGUUGCGAAGAAUUGGGCGAUUCGGUCGGCUAUUCGGUGCGUUUUGAAUCGGUCUUUCCACGGCCCUAUGGUGCCAUAUUGUUCUGCACGGUUGGUGUUAUGCUGCGCAAACUGGAGGCCGGUCUACGCGGCGUCUCGCACAUCAUUGUCGACGAGAUUCACGAGAGAGAUGUGAAUAGCGAUUUUUUGCUUGUCAUUUUGCGUGACAUGGUGGCCACUUAUCCGGAUUUACAUGUGAUUCUCAUGUCGGCUACCAUUGAUACGACUCUUUUUGCCAGAUAUUUUGGUGGUUGUCCUGUUAUAGAGGUGCCAGGACGUGCCUUCCCUGUGGAGCAAUAUUUUUUGGAGGAUGUUCUCCAAAUGACCCAAUUUGUGCCAUCAAUGGAGUCGCGUCGCAAACGUCGAGAUGCCGAUGAUGAUGAUCAGCAGGUGGAAAAAGAAGAUCGCGAAGAGCCCGAAGUGAAUUAUAAUAAUAUUAUUGAUACAAAAUAUUCAGAGCAAACACGCAAUGCGAUGGCCGCUUUAUCCGAAUCGGAUGUUAGCUUUGAGCUACUCGAAUGUCUAUUGAUGCAUAUCAAAUCGAAGGAAAUACCGGGUGCUAUAUUAGUAUUUUUACCCGGCUGGAAUUUGAUAUUUGCUUUGAUGAAAUUCUUGCAAAAUUCGCAACAUUUUGGCAGCUCACGAUAUCGUAUAUUGCCAUGCCAUUCGCAAAUACCACGCGAUGAUCAGCGUAAGGUGUUCGAACCAGUGCCCGAUGGUGUGACCAAGAUAAUAUUGUCCACCAAUAUUGCAGAGACAUCGAUAACCAUCGAUGAUAUUGUCUUUGUAAUAGAUAUAUGUAAGGCACGCAUGAAGCUAUUCACAUCGCACAAUAAUCUGACCAGUUAUGCCACUGUGUGGGCCAGUAAAACAAAUAUGGAGCAGCGUAAGGGACGCGCCGGUCGUGUACGUCCAGGAUUUUGUUUCACCUUGUGCUCGAAGGCUCGUUACGCGGCCUUGGAUGAUAAUCUAACGCCCGAGAUGUUCCGCACACCGUUGCAUGAAUUGGCUUUGACCGUAAAGCUUUUGCAUUUGGGUGCAAUACAUCAUUUCCUGUCCAAGGCAUUGGAGCCACCGCCGGUGGAUGCUGUUAUCGAGGCGGAGGUAUUGCUGCGGGAAAUGCGCUGCCUGGAUGCCAAUGAUGAAUUGACUCCGCUGGGACGACUCUUGGCCCGUUUGCCCAUUGAGCCGCGUUUGGGCAAAAUGCUGGUAUUGGGCACAGUUUUCGGAUGUGCCGAUUUGGCCGCCAGCAUGGCCUCAUAUUCCAGCACCUUUUCCGAGGUAUUCGCCUUGGAAAUUGGCCAACGUCGUUUGGCCAAUCAUCAGAAGGCUUUGAGUGGCAUCAAGUGUUCGGAUCAUGUGGCCAUGAUUGUUGCAUCACAAAUGUGGCAGCACGCCAAGCAACGUGGCGAAAUGGAGGAGAUGAAUUUCUGCGAUUGGAAGGGUCUACAGAUGUCCACCAUGAAUGUGAUGUACGAUGCCAAGCAGCAAUUGUUGGAUCUCCUGUCGCAGGCUGGUUUUCCAGAGGAGGCCAUGAUUACACACAAAGUGGAUGCCCAUUCGACCGAUGAUCCCGUCUUGGAUGUCGCCCUGGGUUUGCUCUGCCUGGGUCUGUAUCCAAAUAUCUGUGUUCACAAGGAGAAGCGCAAGGUCUUGACCACGGAAUCGAAGGCUGCCCUUUUGCAUAAGACUUCGGUGAACUGCAGCAAUUUGGCCAUUACUUUCCCUUAUCCGUACUUUGUGUUUGGCGAAAAGAUACGAACUCGUGCCGUUUCGUGCAAGCAGCUGUCAAUGGUGGCUCCGUUGCAGGUGAUGCUCUUCGGUUGCCGGAAAAUCGAUUUAGCACCCAAUGGCGUUGUUCGCUUGGACAAUUGGUUGAACUUUGAGAUGGAUCCAGAGCAUGCCGCUAAAAUUGGAGCCCUGAAGCCAGCUCUCGAGGAUCUUAUCACAUUGGCUUGUGACAAUCCGGCUAAUGUACUUCAAUUGGAUGAUUCGUAUGCCAAUUUAGUGGACACUGUACGAGAUUUGUGCAUCCAGAAUGCUGGUGACUAUGGAGUGAAACGUGAAAACGGCAUUUUGCCGAAUCAGUCGCGACAGUCUGGAUUUGGUGGCAGAUCAGGAAGUGAUGGUGGACCACCCAAAAGAGCUCGCUAUGACAGCGUGUCCAGUAGUAACUAUAGCGGCGGUGGUAGUUCCUACGGAGGAGGAGGCGGUGGUCGCUAUGGCGGAGGAGGUGGUGGUCGCUAUGGCGGAGGAGGUGGCAACAGAAGUCGUUACGGUGGCUUUGGGAAUGGCGGGGAUAAUGAUGGCAAUCGUAACCGUGGCUAUGGAUAUGGAGGAGGCAACAAUGGAAAUCGAGGUGGAGGCUUUGGAAAUGAUGGCAAUCGAGGCGGUGGCUAUGGAAAUGAUGGCAAUCGAGGCGGUGGCUUUGGAUUCGGAGGCAAUGGAGGUGGGGGUGGUGGUGGCUUUGAUGAAUAUCGAAAUGAUAGUCGAAGCAGCAGUUCUAUGGGAUUUGGAGGCAAUGGCAAUGGAGGCGGCGGUGGCUUCAAUGAUUAUAGAAAUGAUAGUCGAAGUAAUAGUUCUCUUGGAUUUGGAGGCAAUGGUAACGGAGGCGGCGGUGGCUUCAACGAUGACAGUCGAAGCAAUAGUUCUAGUGGCUUUGGUAAUGGAGGAAAUCGCAACAGCGGCUUUGGAGGACAAGAUUUUAUACGAACUGGCGACGGAGGCGGUGGCAACAAUUGGGGUCGCUAUAACAAUUGAAUAACUUUGAUCUAUAAACAUACAUACAUAUAUAUACUCUCAAAUGAAUAAUUAUGAAGAAUAACAUAAUAAAUAUGUUUACAUUUUUUAA
Messenger RNA from Drosophila willistoni, 4577 nucleotides. RefSeq names its product dosage compensation regulator (gene mle). Gene Ontology annotation, cellular component: intracellular anatomical structure; ribonucleoprotein complex; nucleolus. The transcript is spliced from 5 exons. NCBI's taxonomy places the organism in Eukaryota, Metazoa, Arthropoda, Insecta, Diptera, Drosophilidae. The record is from RefSeq and is a predicted model, not a curated record. Gene Ontology annotation, biological process: positive regulation of transcription by RNA polymerase II; regulation of mRNA processing. Bases 281 to 4486 code for a protein of 1401 amino acids. Gene Ontology annotation, molecular function: 3'-5' DNA/RNA helicase activity; 3'-5' DNA helicase activity; double-stranded RNA binding.